AUGGGUUGGAAAUCACGGUUCCCGCCCCCUAAGCACCUCGGUGGGCGACAGCUCGAAUUUGGAUCUCAGAUAGCCAAGUUAUUGGAUCAUGCUAAGAUUCCCUACGUGGCCUGCGGAGAUUUAAUGAACUUGCAUUACCAUAAUGAGGGCAUUGCGACUGCAUGUGAUAUUUGCUUCGUGGUUCCAGACGAUCGUCUGGAUGCCACUAUACGAGCGUUGCGAGUUGCUGGUUUAUCCGAGGAUCCUUGUACUGCUGGUGACAUUGGUUGCUGCUGGGCUAAAAUCCCAAUUGAAUACCCUUAUCCGUUCCCGUGGCCUGCCAAACACUUCCAUCGCUAUGUUAAGGGAGGAUUCGACGAGAAAGUAACCAGGUGCUACUCUGUCGGUUUGCUUCGGAAGUCCCAGUGGCUCUGGCUCAUGCCCGAUCUUCCCCUUGAAUUUCCGGAGCCCAAUGACCCUAAUUUCAUUCUCUCUACAGACCGCCGUCUUCCUGAUUGGGAUAUGGAUGGUUUCGGCAACUCCUUCUAUCCCAUAAAGCUGCUCACUCCGGCGCGUUGGAUAGAGUCAUUGUUUAGCCUGCAUAUCAGAGAUUUGAGUGUAGAUCAACACUUUGACGAACCCUGGUACCAUUAUGUUGUGGAGUUCCAUGAACGACUUGCAAGACUACUUCCUCCGGAACUUUUUCAUAUUGACCUCAUUCAACAACCUUUUCGCACCUUAUAUAUAGAGGAAGCGGACUGGCGUAGCGAAUUGGACUACAAGCACUUGUUGAUGGACAGGUUGUGGAAAGAAUGGCAGGAAGCUGGUUCUAUGCCAGACCCCAUUUGCCCGUUCAAUAUCGAAAGGUAUAAGAAGAAUGUCAAGGAGAACAGAAAUGUGUGGUUAAUGCAAGAAUGGAUUGAUGAGAUCAUGUCCAGUUAA
Aspergillus vadensis CBS 113365 is the source of this 921-nucleotide messenger RNA. RefSeq lists its product as uncharacterized. NCBI's taxonomy places the organism in Eukaryota, Fungi, Ascomycota, Eurotiomycetes, Eurotiales, Aspergillaceae. The transcript has 2 exons. Bases 1 to 921 code for a protein of 306 amino acids. The record is from RefSeq and is a predicted model, not a curated record.